Molecule: messenger RNA, 5135 nt
Organism: Periophthalmus magnuspinnatus
Lineage: Eukaryota; Metazoa; Chordata; Actinopteri; Gobiiformes; Gobiidae
Gene: phlpp2
Product: PH domain and leucine rich repeat protein phosphatase 2
Molecular function (GO): protein binding
Source: RefSeq, a predicted model, not a curated record
CGUAAUAUGAAAAGAAAUGGGAGUCAUAGCUGUGUAACAAGAAAGAGCCGAUUUGGCUCUCGUGAGCGGGACUGGCUGAAAGGGGACCCAAACCGGGGCUGUGUGUGUUUGUAUGGUGCCACAGUGGACAUGCAGCCAUGUGCCUCUGGAGCUCAGAGCUCAUCCACUCCUCACAACGAUCUGCAGCUAGUGCUGUGUACUACCAGCACUACGAUGCAGGAGCUGUGCGCACAGCGGGACGGGAAAGCUCUGUAUGUACAGCUUCAUGGAGAUUUAGUCAGGAGGCUGGGUCCCUCCGAAAGGCCUCUCCAGAUGGUUUAUGAAUACUUGACAACGAUGGGAUACACAGACCCAGUGCGGAUACAACAAGAAGCUGCCAACUCAGACCUCAGCUGUUUGAUCCGCUUUUACAGUGAGCGCCCAGUGAACGCAGACCAACAGGAGCGCACACUACUCAAAGGCGUGUUCAGUGUGAGAAAAGGAAAGACACAACUGCACAAAUGGGCCGAGAGGCAGGUGAUUCUGUGUGGCACCUGCCUGAUCGUGGCCUCUGUGAAGGACAGCCUCACGGGGAAGAUGCACAUCAUGCCUCUGGUCGGGGGAAAGGUGGAGGAGGUGAAGAGAAGACAGCACUGCCUGAUGUUCAGUUCUGCGGGCUCACAGGCACAGACAUACUUUGUUAAUUUUGACACACUGGCAGACUGCCAGCGCUGGUAUCGACAGGCAUCAAAGAUAGUAUCACAGACAGUCAGUCUGGUGGACCUGUCCUGCUACAGCCUCGAGACAGUGCCUGAAUACCUGUUUUACAGCCAGGAUGUCACUCACCUCAACCUCCGACACAAUUUCAUGACCCUCGAAGGGUCUGGCAGCCUAAUCAAUCUUCCCAGAUUUUCUCAGCUAAAAAGCUUGAACUUGUCCCACAACCGUUUGGGAGUGUUUCCUGAAUGUGUGUGUGAUGUCCUCAGUCUGAACGAGCUCAACCUCUCAUGCAACAAUCUUCACACCAUUCCCUCACAGAUAGGCAAUCUCCUUAGGUAUGAGACGCUAUUUUUGGAUGGGAAUCAUCUGGACUUUCUGCCUGAGGAGCUGGGGAGUCUCUCACAACUCAACAGCUUGGGACUCUCCUUCAACAACUUCUCACAGAUCCCGGCUGUGUUGGAAAAGCUGAGUGGUGUGGACAAACUGGCCAUGGCAGGGAACAGAGUGGAGACUCUGCAGCUCUGUACGUUGAGCAGAAUAAACCAUCUGAAAAACAUAGAUCUCCGUUUGAAUGGAUUACAAUGUGUGAAAAAUGAUAGCCUAGAGGUGGUGAGCCAGGUCACUCAGCUGGACUUGCGGGAUAAUCGUUUGGCUUCAUUGGACCUGAGUUCUAUAUCUAACUUGGAGAUCUUGCACUGCCAGCGCAAUCAGCUGGGGAUGCUCACCAUCAGUGGAUUUACAUUGCGUAUGCUCAAUGCCAGCAGCAACUGCCUUACAACAAUAAGCAUUUACCCUGUCCCUAACCUUCUGACACAUUUGGACCUAUCACAGAACCUUUUGGAGUACUUACCUGACUGGGUGUGUGACUGCAGGAAAAUUGAAAUGGUGGACAUUGCACAUAACCUCCUGUCUGAGCUUCCAUCUAGACUACUCAGCAGUUUAAGUCUGAGGAAAUUGUUAGUGGGAAAUAAUCAUUUGCUGAGAGUGCCUGACCUUCUGGACCACAUCCCUCUGGAGUCUCUGGACCUUCAGCACAACAAGCUCAGCUCACUUCCAGAGAGUCUCUUCUGUAAAGCCUUAAAUCUUAAAUACCUGAACUUGUCGGCCAAUGCCUUGGAGACUAUCCCCUCCUGUAGCCAAUCAGAAGAGAGCCUCAGCACACUCCAGGAGCUGUACCUUACAGGAAAUAAUCUCAAUGAGAACUGCGGCUCUGUGUUGGUUGGGCAUCAGAACCUGCGGGUGCUUCAUAUUGCUUAUAAUCAGUUCCUGUCCUUCCCACCCAGUAAACUAAGCAAACUGGAGUUGUUGGAAGAGCUUAACCUAAGUGGCAACAAACUACAGACAAUUCCCUCAACAGUGUCCAGUUGUAAGAAACUGCAUACACUUAUAGCACACUCCAAUGAUAUUAAUGUCUUCCCAGAGAUACUCAGCCUACCGGAGAUUAAGCUUGUUGACCUGAGCUGCAAUCAGUUGACUGAGAUCCAACUGCCAGAAUCUCUGCCUCCUACUCUGCAGGAGCUUGACUUAACUGGAAACAACAGCCUAACACUUGAGCCCAAAGCCCUCAACCUCUUCAGUCACAUCACAACACUGAAAAUAGACCAGAAGAGCAUCACAACAGGAGAAUUACAGAGCACCUCUACUCCAUGGAAUCAUGGAUUUUCAGAAACUCGUGGCCAAAGGAAUAAGCUGUGUGUGUCUGUCCUGGCAGUAGAUCAGCUUGGAGACAGCGCAGAAGCCUGCUAUGGUGUGUUUGAUGGAGAUCGUAAUGAGGAAGUGCCUCGACUGCUACAGUGCACUAUGGGAGAUGUGCUGUGUGAAGAAAUGCAGCACUGCAGCCUUGAUUCAGUGUACAUGUCCAACACAUUUCUUACAUCUCACAGAAAACUUGGCAUGGCUGGUCAGAAGCUUGGUGCCUCUGCCUUGCUAUGUUACAUCCACCACGAGCCUUCAGAUCUGGGGGGCUACUUCAGUCUUACUGUCGCCAAUGUCGGGACCUGCCAAGCUGUUCUCUGCCGCAAUGGCCAACCAGUAACACUAUCAAAGGUGUACAGCUUAGAGAACUGCACUGAAGAAAUGGAAAGAGUAAAAUUAAGUAAAGCCAUUAUUACAGAGGACAACAAAGUAAGUGGCGUGACAUGCUGCUCUCGCCUGCUGGGCUGUUCGUAUUUGUCUCCAUGGGUACUUCCUAAGCCCUAUGUGCACACAGUACCACUCUGUUCCCAGGACGAGUUCUUGAUCUUGGGGAAUCGUGCUCUGUUUGAACGAGUCUCAUACCAGGAGGCUGUGCUCACUGUGCAGGCUGUGAGAGAUCCACAAGCCGCUGCAAAGAAGCUUUGCUCCCUUGCUCAGAGUUAUGGCUGCAAAGACAACAUUGGUGCUUUGGUUCUGUCGCUACAUGUCGGUGAGGACAGUUGUACAUGUGAACCCCCUCUCACCAUCACAGAUCUACAUCGAGGUCCUCAUACAAACUCUUCAUCUCUAACUGUCCCCCACGGCCCCUCCAAGCCAGCCACUUUGAUGUCCAGCAGUGGUGGUGUUUCAGAGUUGAACAGCGAGGUUUCCCCUUCGGAGGUUGGCAGCGAGGCAGGGUCCACUGCAUCUGAUGAGCAUAUGUCGACUACGGCGCCCCGAUCUGAGAGGAGGUGCAGCAUUCACCCUUCCACUGUCUUGUGUGGGAUCAUGGUGCCAGGAUCAACCAGUCAGCACCCUGGUAUCUUCCAGAGGCAGCCAUCUAGUGCUACGUUCUCAAGUAAUCAGUCAGACAUCAACUUAGACAGUGAUGAUGAGGCCCAAGUUCAAGGAGUAAUAUCAAAUGGCAGCAAGUUGGAAGUUGAAGUAGACAUUCAUUGCUGUGCUUUUCAAUUACGCUCUGGCGUUUCAGACAGGAACAAAAACCCACAUUUUGGAAAGGAGAGUGAUAAACUGUGUAACCAGAACAGUGUUGUAGAAUCAGCUACUAAUGGCUGUCUAUUAGCUGUCUGUGGGCGAGAAAUUGUAGACCUCAAAAAGUCCCCUUCCACUUCCUGCCUGUUUGGAAAAAAACUGUCUAAUGGCUCAGUUGUUGCACCUGAGGAUAGUCAUAAUAUCAUUGAGGUGGCACUGGAGGCCCCUAAGAAGAAGUCUGGUUACUUUACUGCCCCAGCACAGCAGGACCCAGAGGACCAGCUCAUUGUACCUCCUUGUCUGGAGCAGGAGGUCCGAGAGCAGCUCAGAGGGCAGACUCCUGUAGUGUCAUGCCUUUCAACUGCAUCCAUAACCUCUGCACUGAGCAGUUCUGUGUGGCCCUCAGUAUUUACACAACCACUGGUCUCUGCUCCAGGCCCCUCCCCUAUGAUACAGCAGGAAGUGUAUGACACUGCCCUCUAGUGUGCCAUACAAGUGCUGCAUCUGGCUGAACUGUUCUGGAUUAAUUUUAUUCAAGCAGAUAAUUAAGCUGCAAUACUUAAACUUUCUACUACUACACUUAAAACAUGACGCUGCUUUGAGGUACUGGUGUACAAAUAUUUGAAUCCAUACAAUAUAUUGGUUGUGAGGAAAGAAAAAUAACUGUUUUCACUUGUGACAUGGUCUUAUAAAAUGUAUGUCUUUGCCAUACUUGAACAAGCCUUGAAAUUAGAUGUUGUACAUGUCUAUUGUCUGCACUGAUUCCCUUUACUUAGAUGCUCAAGCAAUUGCAAAGCUUCUGUAAAAGACAUUUCUUCCCAAUGGACUCAGGUCCCAGAGAGCUGCACUGUAUCUCAAAACUCAAACUGAAAAGUGCCUAUGGUUUAAAACUCAUAUGUUUUAAAACUCAUAUGUUUUAGGUAUGUUAAUUAGUGUAUGUAAUAUGAGUGCAAUUGAUAAGGCAAAGAUAUCUACUUUUUUCAGAAGAAAAAACAACUACUCCAUUUUAUCCUCCGUUUAUCUUUAUGUUUAUACAUAGUAGUAUAUUAAGAGUGGACACCUGAUAAAAAGCAACAAAAUAGACAACUUAACUCUUCCCUUGUGGAUGAAUAAAGAUUGUCUAUAAGUUACUUGUUGACAGAAGUGCAAGUUUAGUUAUUUGGAAACCGAAACCCCCUCUACUUUUACAACAAUAUUUAAUUAUUAUUUAUAAGACUGAUAUUGCUUUGUCUACUGUAGAGCAUUACAUUAUUUUGUGUCUUUUAGAUCAGUUUUAGUCACCAAAUACUUCAGGUAUGACAAACUCAAACCUUAGUUUAUUCUUCAAAUCCCCUGCCUUGUGCCAAAAAGCAAACAACCUCCUACAGAGAGAUAGCUCACUAUAAUAUAAAUUUUAAUGGCUAUUGUGUUUUAGAUACAGCAUCAAGGUAGAGCUGGGCAAUAUGCAAAAGUAACAAAUUGUGUUUUCUCAUCUUCAUAUUGAUCUAUCUUGAUUUUCAAUUCCAUUUUAUUUUGUUUUUUCAAAAACAAAAUACAUUUUAUUUAUACAA